GUACUGAUUGAUGAGAAGAUCAGUCCAGUAGUCGAUAGCUUCGGAGCUAUUGGAAGCUCCGAUAGCGAUGUAAGUAUCUUGUCCCAUACAUUCAAAGUUACUAUCAAGGCAGUUCAAGAGUGUAUUGGUGAACCUUAA
This is a messenger RNA of Auanema sp. JU1783, 138 nucleotides long. The record is from the annotation of a GenBank genome assembly. NCBI's taxonomy places the organism in Eukaryota, Metazoa, Nematoda, Chromadorea, Rhabditida, Rhabditidae.